Messenger RNA from Chroicocephalus ridibundus (black-headed gull), 6644 nucleotides. RefSeq names its product SLIT and NTRK like family member 3 (gene SLITRK3). The transcript is spliced from 5 exons. Gene Ontology annotation, molecular function: protein binding. Gene Ontology annotation, biological process: axonogenesis; positive regulation of synapse assembly; regulation of presynapse assembly. The coding region runs from base 1688 to 4534 and encodes 948 amino acids. The record is from RefSeq and is a predicted model, not a curated record. Gene Ontology annotation, cellular component: GABA-ergic synapse; postsynaptic density membrane. Lineage: Eukaryota; Metazoa; Chordata; Aves; Charadriiformes; Laridae.
CAGGAGUAGAGAGAGAGGGAGAGAGAGACACAGAGAGGGAGAGACAGAGAGAAACCAGCAAUCUUUAAACUCGAGCUUUUUUUCCCCCCUUCCCCUCCUUUUUUUUUUUUUUUUUUUUGUAACGAUGUGCUAAAAUCUCUUCUGCGAACCGCCCUUGCAGAAGAGAAAGAACUUAAGUGGCUAAUAUUUUGCAAAGGAGACAGAGAGACCGAUGCUGCAAUAUAGCUCUCAUCUCUCUCCCUUCUUCCCAAUUAGAUGGUGGUUUUAAUUGCAGAGGGUAUUUCUCUUUUCAUGCUUUCAACCAUCUCCUCUUUCCCACAGGGGAGGGUUUCAUUUGCAAGUUGAUCCUAAGGAUUUCUGUUCCUCUGGCAUUUCUCUCCCCUAAAUGCAUCUGUCUGCUCUUAAGUUUGUGGAUGGGGGGCAAAAUUUUCUAGUUCUUACUCGAGGAAGGCAAAAAGGACCUUUUCUAUUGAAAGAUUAACACUAAAAGCAACGAUCGCUCCGAAUAAUUCUAAUGGGCAUUUCAGUGAUUCAAGGAAGGCUGCAUCACCGCCGUUAUUAUUACCAUCCUUAGCAUUUCUCGGUGCCCGCACAUUUAAAAUAUCUGGUGAAGGGAAGGGUGAACCCAUAUGUUGAAGGAGCUGCAUCUCAUUAGUACAGUAUUAUUUUCAUCUGAUUGGAGAAGAAUGGUGUCUUCAUUCGGAAACGUAUAUAGUAGGAUAGAUAAUUUAACGGCUGGUAAGUGUCAAGGUAUUUUUUCUUCCACUUUCAGCUUUUUAACCAGGUCUCCUGCUUGGUCCUGGGGGCGCAAAAUACCCUAAUCCAAGGCAGGCUGAGCGUUUCAAUCCUAGGUGCCUCUUUAGCUGUCACUUCCCUUUAGAUCUGCUGAUCGCAUGGGCAUGUGCUUUAGAAAGAUUAAUCAUCUCUAAAUGCUUUAAUCAGCUAAAAUGACUAAUAUGUGGUAUGUAUUUAUCUGAUAAUAUACCAGUUGCAUUAAUUCAUCGGUGCGUUUGGAAGGGGAAGAUUUUCUUUUAAAUAAGGAUUGUUAACCAUUUAAAAGGUAUUGCGGGGAUUUCUGAAGGGAACCGUUUUGCCAGGGACAUCAGCAAACCUUGCACAUUCCUUUGAACUUAUGUAUGGAAUAUAUUGAGCCGGGAGGGAGAGAGAUUCAAGGAUUGAGAUUCAAUAACUUUAGGAGUUUGCAUGUAUGAAAGAUGUAGUGCGACACUGGAGAAAUCUACCCACUGGUAUUUCCCCCUGUAGUCAAUGCGGGCUAUGGUGGCUACAAAGCUAAAAUUGCAAACAAGUAUGAAAUACGUGUAGUUCUAAACACUAGUCUUAACGGUGGAAAACAUGUAAAGAUGCAACACGUUCAGCCUGUGUGCUCAUAUUGCUGUGUGGUCUGCAUGUGCUGUCCUCUUUAUAGGUGGCAUUUACCAAAUGGGGGGAUAAGGGAGGCUGGUAUCGCGUGAUGAAACCUUCUAACAUCUCCUAAGUACAAAUCAGGGCAAGGCUCGCCCAUCCGACACCCCCAGAGUUGGUUAUGAACGUCUGCCCAACAAUUGCUGAACUUUUCAGGAGCCUAACACAAGUCUAGCAGGUAGGGGCUUGGUAAAAGGAGCGGGGCAGGACGGAAAUACUGAAAUCUGCAUUUUUCUUCCCGUUGCAGUUUUGUAAACAUCAACAAAUGAUGAAACCUUCCACGGCAGAGACGCAUCAUAAAGGAAGGAUGUUGUGGAUAAUUCUUCUAAGCACAAUUGCUCUAGCAUGGACUACACCAAUUCCCUUGAUAGAGGACUCGGAGGAACUCGAUGAGCCCUGCUUUGAUCCAUGUUACUGUGAAGUGAAGGAGAGCCUUUUCCAUAUACAUUGCGACAACAAAGGAUUUAUAAAUAUUAGUCAGAUAACAGAGUCGUGGUCCAGACCUUUUAAACUUUAUCUGCAGAGGAAUUCCAUGAGGAAAUUGUACACCAACAGUUUUCUUCACUUGAACAAUGCUGUGUCUAUUAACCUUGGGAACAAUGCACUGCAGGACAUUCAGACGGGGGCUUUUAACGGGCUCCGAGUUCUGAAGAGGUUGUAUUUGCACGAAAACAAAUUGGACAUUUUCCGAAACGACACUUUCCUGGGUUUGGAAAGUCUGGAAUAUCUGCAGGCAGAUUACAAUGUCAUUAAACGGAUUGAAAGCGGGGCAUUUCGAAACCUAAGUAAAUUGAGGGUCCUUAUACUAAAUGACAAUCUUAUCCCCAUGCUUCCCACCAACUUAUUUAAGUCUGUGUCCUUAACCCACUUGGACUUGCGCGGGAACCGGCUAAAAGUCCUUUCGUACCGCGGGAUGUUGGACCAUAUUGGCAGGAGCCUGAUGGAGAUCCAGCUGGAGGAGAACCCGUGGAACUGUACGUGUGAGAUCGUGCAGCUGAAGAGCUGGCUGGAGCGCAUCCCCUACACUGCCCUGGUGGGGGACAUCACCUGCGAGACCCCCUUCCACUUCCACGGGAAGGACCUGCGGGAAAUCAAAAGAAGUAAGCUCUGUCCCAUGCUGUCCGACUCCGAGGUGGAAGCCAGCCUGGGCAUCCCUCAGCUGUCGUCCAGCAAGGAGAACGCGUGGCCUACGAAGCCUUCCUCCAUGCUGUCCUCCUUCCAUUUCACCGCUUCCUCUGUUGAGUACAAAACAUCCAACAAACAGCCCAAACCCACCAAGCAGCCCAGGGCACCCCGGCCUCCCCCGACAUCCCGGGGCCUGUACCCCGGGCCGAACCAACCGCCCGUGGCUGCCUACCAGACCCGGCCCCCCAUCCCCAUCAUCUGCCCUACUGGGUGCUCUUGCAGUUUGCACAUCAACGACCUGGGCCUGACGGUCAACUGCAAGGAGCGAGGGUUUCACAACAUCUCCGAGCUCCUGCCCAGGCCCUUGAACGCCAAGAAGCUGUACCUGAGCGGGAAUUUGAUCCAGAAAAUCUAUCGCUCCGAUUUCUGGAAUUUUUCCUCCUUGGAUCUCUUACACCUGGGCAACAACCGGAUCUCCUACGUGCAGGACGGGGCUUUUAUCAACCUGCCGAAUCUCAAGAGCCUGUACCUGAACGGCAACGACAUCGAGCGGCUCACCCCGGGCAUGUUCCGGGGCCUGCAGAGUUUGCAUUACCUGUACUUCGAGUACAACCUGAUCAGGGAAAUCCAGCCGGCGGCCUUCAGCCUCAUGCCCAACUUGAAGCUGCUCUUCCUCAACGACAACUUGCUCCGCACCCUGCCCACCGACGCCUUCGCCGGCACCUCCCUGGCCCGCCUCAACCUGCGCAACAACCAUUUCUUGGCGCUGCCGGUGGCCGGGGUGCUGGAGCACCUCCACGCCAUCGUCCAGAUCGACCUGAAGCUCAACCCUUGGGACUGCACCUGCGACCUGGUGCCCCUGAAGCAGUGGCUGGAGGCUCUCAGCUCCGUCAGCGUGGUGGGCGAGGUGCUGUGUGCCAGCCCCGAGCGCCUGGCUCGCCGCGACCUGCGCUCCCUGGAGCUGGCGGCCCUCUGCCCCGCCGCCCUCCGUCCCGCCGCCGCCGCCGCCGCCGCCGCCGCCGCCUCGCCCCCCGCCGCCCUUCCGCCUCCCUCCGCCACCGGCGCCGCCGCCUACGAGCUGCCGCCGGCCGCCGCCGCCGUGCCCCUCUCCGUCCUCAUCCUCAGCCUCCUCGUCCUCUUUUUUUCCGCCGUCUUGGUGGCCGCCGGGCUUUUCGCCUUCGUCCUGCGCCGUCGCCGGCGGAAGCUGCCGUUCCGCGGCCCGCGGGCUGAGGCGGCCGACCUGGGCGGCGUGCCGCUGCGCUGCCCGCGGAUCUUCGAGGAGGGGGGCGGCGGCGGCGGCGGCGGCGGCGGCGGAGGGGGAGGCGGGGAGCGGUCCCCGGAGAAGGCGCCCCCGGCGGGCCACGUCUACGACUACAUCCCGCACCCGGUGACCCAGAUGUGCAACAACCCCAUCUACAAGCCGCGGGAGGAGGAGGAGGAGGCGGCGGGCGGCGGCGGCGGCGGGGAGGCGGCGGAGCUGCUGCGGGGCGGCGGCGAGCGCUUCGCCCACGCCGCCGCCGCCGCCGCCGCGCAGGAGCCGGGCACCAACUACCGCACCUUGCUGGAGAAGGAGCAGGAGUGGAGCCUGGCCGUGUCCAGCUCGCAGCUCAACACCAUCGUCGCCGUCCAUCCCCAGCACCCCGCGGGCGGCGGGCUGGCGGCGGGCGGCGGCGGGCUCGGGGGGGCGGUGGCGGCGGGAGGAGGCGCCCCACGGGACCGCGACCGUCCGCCGCCCUGCGCCGUGGGCUUCGUGGACUGCCUGUACGGCACGGUGCCGAAGCUGAAGGAACUGCACGUCCACCCCCCUGGCAUGCAAUACCCGGACCUCCAGCAGGACGCCAGGCUCAAAGAAACCCUUCUCUUCGCGGCCGGCAAGGGCUUCUCAGACCACCAAACCCCCACAAGCGAAUACCUCGAGUUAAGGGCCAAACUCCAAACCAAGCCGGAUUACCUCGAAGUCCUGGAGAAGACCACGUACCGGUUCUGACCGCCGCCCCGCCGCCCGCCCCGGCACCGCCGCAUGCGAGUAGAGGAUACAGCUGUGUGCUCUCUCCCCCGCCAGAUGUGCGCGCUGCGGGGAAGGGCCGUUCUCAGAUCAUUAAUCGAUGAAGUGCCUUCGCAGACUUUUGCCAGCAGAUGUUAAUCAAUCAUUAUUUUUUAUACUGAAACUGAGACUUUGACUGUGCCAUGUCUAAGGUGAAAGAAAAGGAAAAAAAGGCCAGUGACCCAAAAACCUGGCUGCUUUGGAAAGUGGAUAGUAUUGGCAAGCAAAGAAAUAUGGCAAGUAAAGAGUGGUGUUUUGCACCUCAAGACUUCAUUCUGUCAGAGGUAUCGACUGGAUUGCCUACCUGUAACUCAGCUUUGUAAGCAGCCUCCCGAGGUUAGCCGUGGUGGUAUGACAUGCCUUGUGCUUUGCCAGCCCCUACAAGCCAGCCAGAGUCUGUUAAAGCCUUCAGAGCACAAAAGCACUGAUAAGAUGGAUCUCUCACAGGUAUGCACCAGGGAUAAAGCGGAGAUGUUUCAUUUGCAACAACCUAGAAUCAGUUGCUGUUCACUCAAAGCCUCCUAUGUCGUUACUUCUACUGGAACAGGGCGGCUAACGUAUGUGAUGGAAAUGCUGACACUAAGUAUGUACAGUACAUACAUAUAUGCUGCGUGUAUAGAUAUGUGUGUAUACAUGUGUAUGCAGGCAUGUUGAAGUGCAGAAGUUGAUUUUUGGAAAGUUCUGGGAGAUUCAGGUAUAUGGCUUGCUUUGGACUGUUAUUAAAAAUAUGGGCAUUUUGGUUAUGAAGCUAAAAAUAGCUACAUUAAGACCUAAAUUCUCAAUGUAGGUCAGUGGAGGCACUUCUCAGACAUAUUAGCAUUUUGGACACUUAAUCUUAGCAGCAUACCGCGUCUCCUAGAAUAGGUUAGUAGAGGCAAUGCAGGAGAAACUGCUGCAUCUCAAGUCAUUCAGAAAGGUUGCCAAGUUUCUCAGGAACAAGAAUGGCAGAAUAAUGAGUAUUAUAUUUAAUUUGGGAUGGAAAGGCAACCGUGGGGAGUUCAGCAGAGGCAACUCAGAUCAUCUUGGCUCUCUGAGGGAGGGAGAAUUUAUAACUAUAGCUAGCUAAAAAGCAGCAAGCUGUGUGUGCGUUUGUGUGUAUAUAUAUACUUAUAUAUAUGUAUAUACAAAUCUGUGUAUGUGUAUAUAACACGGUGUGUAUAUAUGUAUGUAUGUAUAUGCCUAUAAUGUAUAAUAUGUGUAUCUAUAGAUAUGUAUACAUUUAUAUAAAUUUAUAUUUCUCUAUAUAAAUAUUCAUGCAACUAUGGGAAAUAACAUUUCAACAGUGUGUCCUUUUCUUUAAAACCCAACAAAAAGCUGCUUCCACUAACAUCGUAUUGGCACAAAUGUCUUAAGGUAUAUUUUCUAUGUAGAAAGGAGUGUUGCUUAGCGGUUGAGCACAAGCCUGGAAGGUUUUUACUCUUCCAGCGGACUCCAAGUAAGUAAUUAGCUGCUCCACAGCUGUUCUACAUUUGUGAAAUAAGGUGGUGGCCAAAAUGACUCAGGGCUGGUUUGAAAGGCAGAAGAAGGUGGUUGGUGACUGUUUGCGCUUUGGAAAUCUCUGCUAUGCUCAUGGAGUUUUGACGGUGCAAUAGCCGUAGCAGUAAUUAUUCUGUUUGCUGUAAAUGUCCCAGCUAAUGCUAAUGGCUUCUGAACAGAGGGGAAAAAAAGAUGAAUUUCCUGCUCCAGCGUAAGUUAUCUAAAGUCUGAUUACUUUGACUCAGUGAUGUAUGGAUUUUCGUUUAGGGUUAGGAUGUUAGGCUGUAAAUCAAGAAUUUUAGCUCAGCGAACAUCUAGUUCAGGAUGUGUCUUUUAUGUUAUAAUUGAUUUUAAAUAAUUUCACUUUGUCAUCAGAACAAGCUAUACCUUAAUUCAUGAUAAGCUCAAAGAAUUUCUCAGCUGGAAACCCAUUCAUAUCAGGGUGAAUUUUGCACUUGACUUCAGUGUGGUUGAAUCAGAUCAGUGUUUCAUUAAGCGCUGACAUUAAAACAAUCUUGUAGCUGUGCAACUAUUAACUAAAAUUGUAAUUUUGUAAUAAAAGUGAGCUUAAAAAUGA